Messenger RNA from Clarias gariepinus (North African catfish), 1552 nucleotides. It is a transcript of the gene lypla1, whose product is annotated as lysophospholipase 1. Gene Ontology annotation, molecular function: palmitoyl-(protein) hydrolase activity; carboxylic ester hydrolase activity. Gene Ontology annotation, cellular component: cytoplasm. Gene Ontology annotation, biological process: protein depalmitoylation. The record is from RefSeq and is a predicted model, not a curated record. NCBI's taxonomy places the organism in Eukaryota, Metazoa, Chordata, Actinopteri, Siluriformes, Clariidae. Bases 267 to 956 code for a protein of 229 amino acids. The transcript has 9 exons.
AUUUAAAACAUGACCAUGUUAGACUAGAACUGAACGGAGAACGGUUUUCGGGUGCAGGCAGCUGUUUGAGGAUCUGCAUGGAUCUAAGCUAGUCUGCUGUACACUCUGAAAACUUUGAGGCUUCUUGGUUUAUAUUGGCGUUCUGCCUUACCUAAUUUAGUUUAAUUUGUAAAUAAGAAACCAAAGUUUUAUUUUACACGCGAUACGGUUUGAGCAGCAGGUUGCACGCUUAUUCGCCUAUUGAAUGUCACCCUUCUUCCCGGUGUAUGUGCGGUAAUAACAUGUCCGCGCCGCUUCCCGCCAUUGUACCGGCCGCGCGCAAAGCUACAGCGGCGGUAAUCUUCCUUCAUGGCUUGGGAGAUACAGGGCAUGGCUGGGCUGAAGCUAUGGCUGGGAUCAAGACCACUUAUGUAAAGUACAUUUGCCCCCAUGCACCAGUCACGCCAGUUACUCUUAACAUGAACAUGGCGAUGCCUUCCUGGUUUGAUAUAAUUGGGUUGGGUCCAGAUGCAGAGGAGGAUGAGACUGGGAUUAAAAAAGCUUCAGAAAGCAUCAAAGCUUUGAUUGAUCAGGAGGUAAAGAAUGGAAUUCCAUCUCAUCGCAUUGUAUUAGGUGGCUUUUCUCAGGGUGGUGCACUAUCUCUUUAUACAGCUCUAAAAACUCAUCAGAAACUUGCAGGUGUUGUUGCUCUGAGCUGCUGGCUUCCUCUCAGGAACUCUUUCUCAAAGUCAGUGAUUGGCACUAAUAAGGAUAUAUCAGUGCUACAGUGUCACGGUGAGGCAGACCCACUGGUUCCAUUGAUAUUUGGGCGUCUUACAGUGGAGAAACUCAAGACCAUGCUAAAGCCUAACAGCAUCACUUUCAAAACAUAUCCCGGGAUGGCCCACAGUGCCUGCCCAGAGGAAAUGAUGGAUAUAAAACAGUUCAUUGAGAAGCAGUUGCCUCCAAUCGACUAAUCAAUAAAGCCUUAAUGAUCCUUUACACUGAUCAGUGAGCACAAGCUCUCUUCAGCUGCUGUCUCUUCACCCGAACUGACUGAACUCACAACAAAAAAGCUAAAUUCAAAUCCUGGGCUAAACCAAAUACCUAGCUUCGUACUAAGCCUACCCGAAACCAGACUAAAGUCAUUCUCAGCUCAUGUUUUGAUGUACCCAUAAUUUACAAAUUCUGUUGUUGUUCUUGAUUAAAUAUGUUAUCUUAUUAAUUAGCCAGUUAACUGCCUCUUUCGGAUUUGCUAUUUGUUUGCUAAGGGAAGGAAAAGAUGAGUAACCUAACAUCAGGGGUGUAAUUAUUUGCCUCAUUGUAAGCUCAGAAUUACAAACACAGCUAGAAAAAAAAAAUCUUAAAUUAAAAAAAUAGUUACUUUUGACCUAGUGUUGAUAUGUCAUAGGACAGAUCAACUGUCAGAAAACUAAUAUAUAAUUAGUUGUUGAACUCUUGGACUCUAACUUGAAAUAGUUUAAUGAAAUAAGCCAUGUGAAUAUAAGAGAGUUUGGUUGACAACAAAAGGAUACCUGAUAAUAAAAUGAUACACAAUAAAAGAUAUAAAUGA